AUGGCCAUCCAGGAGUGCGGAGCCCAGCCACUGCGCCCGGCUCAGACGACCCCCGCAGCAGCCUCCUCCACACCACUCGCUCCAGAAUAUUCGCCAAGAGUUGUCGAAGACUCCAGCUCGGCAACGGGUAACGGUGACCAACUUCACCGACCUCGCCAAGCCGCCCUUAUAGCUGGUUGCCUGGGCGGAACUCGAGCACAGAAACACGUUCAGAGCACUCCUUUCCAUCUGCUCGCCACCGAGACCGGUCAGCUCGACUCCGAGGCAACCGACAUCAGCCCGUCUGACGGGUUCCUGCACGCUCUUUUGCAACCCCGAGUCGAUAAACCGGUUUCUUCAUUCGGGAUCAUUAUGCUAUGA
Messenger RNA from Puccinia graminis f. sp. tritici CRL 75-36-700-3, 360 nucleotides. RefSeq lists its product as uncharacterized. NCBI's taxonomy places the organism in Eukaryota, Fungi, Basidiomycota, Pucciniomycetes, Pucciniales, Pucciniaceae. The coding region runs from base 1 to 360 and encodes 119 amino acids. The record is from RefSeq and is a predicted model, not a curated record. The transcript is spliced from 2 exons.